Molecule: messenger RNA, 429 nt
Organism: Lindgomyces ingoldianus
Lineage: Eukaryota; Fungi; Ascomycota; Dothideomycetes; Pleosporales; Lindgomycetaceae
Product: ubiquinol-cytochrome C reductase
Exons: 5
Coding region: 120-317 (65 amino acids)
Biological process (GO): mitochondrial electron transport, ubiquinol to cytochrome c
Source: RefSeq, a predicted model, not a curated record
CGGUUUUCAGCGCCUUGUCGCUGACCUCAACCCGAGAACCACCCGCACUGCUUCACCAACGACACCACCACCAGAAUAUCCGCGUCUGUAGCCCCACGCUCACUCUGCGCCUCUCCAAAAUGCCGGGUAUCUCAUCUUCUCUCUACAACAUCUUCCUCCGAAGAAACACGGUCAUGCUGGGCACUGUCUUUGCUGCCGCCUUCGGUCUGCAAUUGGCUUUCGACGCUGGCUCCGACAGGAUAUGGGAUGCCAUCAACAAGGGCCGGCAAUGGAAGGACAUUAAGCAUCGCUAUGUCGAAGCGCCGGAGGAAGAAUGAUGGAAUGGACGGGUAUGGGCAUGUCAUGAAGCGGAUGGCAAUGGCUGGGCUGCACACUGUAUAAUGGUGUAAACUACAGCGAUCACAAUACCAAGGCGGCUUUCCUGACUAU